UGGAACAGUUUUGAUUGCUGACAUGUUCCUAGUGUUAAUAAUUCUGCGUUUGCUGAUGGUUGUCGAUGCGGAAAAACUCGAUCCUAGCCAUUGCAAAAAGCGUUUCGUUAUCGAUUGCAAACUAGGAAAAAUAAAAUGGUUUCAUAACCCAGCGGUUGGAAUUUGCCUGCGCAGACUGACUUGUCGAAGCGGAUUUGAUUAUCGAUCCGAGUGCGAAAGCACUUGCAUUGCCGUCCCAAAAAAGAAGGUAAACGAAUCAUCCAAGAUACUUCAAAUGAUAGAUAGGAUGUUGAUGAAAUAUAAAGAAAGUGAAAGGAGAAAAAAGCUGAAAACAACGAAGCCUCCAAAGCUCUCGCCAACUCCUUCACUGGUUACAUCGACCGAUUUAUUAUCAGUUACUACUCCAGAGACUUUUACGAUUGUUAUUGAAAUACCAGAUCUGGAAACCACGGCAACAUAUCCGGAGGAAACUACUGUAGAGUAUUCUAGCGAAGGAUACAGUAGCACUACAACACUAAGUGCACAAUUGAGUACUAAAACACGUAGAAAUACCGUUAAAAAGAAAAAAGUGGUAGUGAUAGGGUCUAAUCUGACCACAAAAAAGAGUAUAAUUUCCCAAAUUAUAGGAUGGGGGAAAGGGAAAGGAUAAACUAUUUAUUUAAUAUAUUAAAAUUAAUCUCAGCUGGCAUGUGAAUAUAUUAUUAAUAUAUUGUUUUAUUUCGUCAAGUAAUGCCCCUUGGGCGGCCCGGACUGUAACUAAUCACUUGUAUUUCUCGAACAACACCAUUGCAUAUAAUAAAGACAAAGAAAGAAAAGAAUAGGAAUAUUACUUAUUUUCUUGUUUUUAAGAGCAACGAAAAACGAAAACUUAAUUAUGGAGCAUUUAUAGCGGGAAAUAAACCUCCUGUUGCCUCUCAGGAUAAUUACGGAACACGAAACAACAACAGCAUUAUGAGGCAAAGCGAACAAAAAAUGUCACCCAACAACAACAAAUAACCGCAACUACUUAGCAACAUUAUACACUUCCGUGCCAGCAUCAGGAUCUGAAAACCCCACCCAAAACGUAAUUAUUGUUGCGGUAAAUGCCACACCCCACACCCACGCCCACGCCGGCGACCUGCUCGACCACAGAACAGGCUUUUUAAUUUUUCUAUAUACCAAAAAAAUUAUUGUCCUACGACUAUUUAAUA
This is a messenger RNA of Drosophila mauritiana, 1190 nucleotides long. RefSeq lists its product as uncharacterized. The transcript is spliced from 2 exons. Bases 23 to 649 code for a protein of 208 amino acids. Lineage: Eukaryota; Metazoa; Arthropoda; Insecta; Diptera; Drosophilidae. The record is from RefSeq and is a predicted model, not a curated record.